Molecule: messenger RNA, 698 nt
Organism: Trichobilharzia szidati
Lineage: Eukaryota; Metazoa; Platyhelminthes; Trematoda; Strigeidida; Schistosomatidae
Source: the annotation of a GenBank genome assembly
AUGAUCAAUACACAAGGUCAAAAUGAUUUAUCCAACGGUGGUGGUGGUGGUAUGCUGAAGAAGAAUUCCUCGUUCAGUUAUCUUGGCAGUGCUGAACAAAGUCAUACACAUCCACAUCGAGAUAAACCUCAUGGACAUCAUCAUGGGCAUAGUCAUGAUUUAAGCUCUGUACGUGCUAUUGCUUAUACUAUAAUUGCUGGCGAUGGAUUACACAAUUUCUGUGAUGGUAUAGCUAUUGGUGCAGCGUUCGCAAAUGAUAUUCGUGGGGGGCUGUCAACAUCGAUAGCGGUAUUGUGUCAUGAGUUACCGCAUGAAUUAGGCGAUUUCGCUGUUCUGUUACACGCUGGAAUGUCUGUAAAAUCUGCCCUUUUCUACAAUCUGUUAUCAAGUGUAUUAUGCGCUGGUGGAAUGAUUCUGGGCUUUCUACUCGGUGGAUUACAUUCACUCGACACAUGGAUAUUUAUGUUAGCUGCAGGAAUGUUUGUUUAUAUUGCACUAGUUGAUAUGAUGCCUGAACUAUCAGCUAAUCAAUUGAAAGGUGAUCGACGAUGUCAUCAACCGAGUGUUUUAUUCUUAUGGCAAAAUCUUGGCAUCCUAUUAGGCUUUUGUAUUAUGCUAUUAAUAGCAUUUUAUGAAGAUAAAUUGGUAUCGCAUUAAAGCUAAUACAUAUAUACAACAUACACAAUAUAUACAUAUAU